UAUUACGUGACCGGGGGGAAAAAAAAAAAAAAAGGCAUUUGAUUCAUGAAUAAAAAUCCGGACACCACCACGGGGGCAACAAACAAUAUUGCCCGUCCUCUAAGGUAACAAGCAGGCAAAUGUUUACGAAGAGGGCUCUUGCUGAAGCGGGGUGUUUGCAAAGAUUUUGUUGCUAAUUGCGUAUCAGACGGAAGGCUGCGGAAGGCUGGUCAAGUUUGGAGCCACCGAGCAGGAAGAGAAGAAGAGGAGAAGGCUGAAGGCUCUCAGUGAGGGGAGAGAUCUGGGGAAGACAACAUCGCACGCAGCCAGCCCGCGGCUCCCCGCCUCCGCUCCCUCCCGGGCUCGUUCGCUCUCUUCCCCGUUCCCCUGCGCUCCCUUCUCCGGCGGCAUCUCGCUCCAUCCCUCUUUCUCCCUUCCCUUGCAGACUCCACUCCAGAUCUGUGCUGCUACCUGCAAACUUUUUUCCCCUCAUCUUUUUUUUUUUUUCUUCUCCCCCCUCCUCUCUGUCUCUUUUCCUUUUUGGAGUGGAUUCCCCUAAAACCAGCAAACAACUAACUGCUGCUUUUGCGUCUUCUUCAUCCCGCGGGUCCUUCGCCCAUCGGAAAGGCGAUGCCACAAGGGGUUUAACUCCUUUCGGCCGCAACCUGGGAGACAGCUCUAUUUUUACCCCCCACCCCCCUCCAUUUUGGGUCCUUUUUUAUUACCUUUUUUUUUUCUUUUUUUUUUUUUUUUUAAGACCUCUUUUAGUUUCGCAGCCAAACGCUCUUAGUGCCGGGUGUUUAGAGUUUAAUGAGUGGCAAUGUGUAGCAAAGCGAUCCUAGCACUCCUGGUCUAUGGCAUAAUAAUGCACUGCAGCGUCUACUGCUCACCUGCGGCCGGACUUCAGUACCCGGCGCUCAGGCUGGAGGAUGAAGUCUACGACGAGGACGGCAACACCCUGCAGGAUUUCGCCUAUGACCACGAUCCCCUCGGUAUAGCGAAUCCGUCCUCCAUGAUAGGCGAGAUGUACACCUUGUACUACCCACCGGAAAAGAGGCACGCCGAUGGGAUCUUCAACAAAGCAUACAGGAAACUCCUGGGCCAGUUAUCCGCCAGGAAAUAUCUGCACUCCCUGAUGGCCAAGCGGGUCGGCGGUGCCAGCGGCGGCCUGGGGGACGAGGCGGAACCGCUGACCAAGCGGCACAUAGACGGCAUCUUCACGGACAGCUACAGCCGCUACCGGAAACAAAUGGCUGUCAAGAAAUACUUAGCAGCCGUCCUGGGGAAAAGGUAUAAACAAAGAGUUAAAAACAAAGGACGCCGAGUAGCGUAUUUGUAGCGAUGAGUAACCAGCCACUCCUGUGUAUACAAAGUCCUGAGAGAGAGAAAGAAAGAGAGAGAGAGAGAGAGAGAGAGAGAGAGAGAAAGAGAGAGAAACCCAACAACAACAAAAAAUCUAAACAAAAACAAAAGUCAUUUCCAAACUGACUGAACAAUCACCGCUCCUGUGUUAUCUAAACAUGUAUUUAUGUAUGAAGUAAAGCCAUUAAAUGAAUAUUUUGAUAAUAAUAUUGUUUUUCUUUUGUACAAAAGCACUAGAGAAACGCACAGAUCUACUUUGUGGACCAAUCAUUAAGUUAUAUAUAAUAUAUAAAUAUAUAUAUAUAAAUACUACUACAAAUACUAAAGAACAAUUCUUCAUAUAAAGCCUGCAAAAGAACAAGAAUUCGCCUGAGCUGUUUAUGUUUUUAUAUAAAAUAAAUAGAAAAAAAGAGACAAUCAUUGUUUUGAAUAUUACUCCUAUUUUUGUAACGGAAAUUAAAAGGAUAGUAUUUUUAUCCGCGACAGGGUCGAAGACAUUAAUUUUCACCAUUUGCUACUGUACAUAGAGAAGGAUGCCCUGCUCCCAGGGGAUUAUGAGGAAAAAGAUUUGGGAGAAUUGGUGAAGCAGAUUCUUCCCCCGGUGAGUCUCAAGGCAGGCUCCUUUGCCACUAGCCUCUCCGAAGGGGCAGCGUCCCCUUUCCUCUAGAUUUCGAUAUUUUUUUUCUCCCGCUUUCUUUGAUUCCAGUUGUAUCUGUAUUAGCGUCUCCUCAAACAAUGAGCUUAGAGGCUAAUUCUCUUGCGAAAACAACAGCUCGAUCCAAAUUGUGUAUCUCUGUUGCCUGUUGGAGGGAGAAAUAGUUUAAAAAAACCAACAGCAACAAAAAUUCAAACCAACCAACCGAACAAAAAAAAAAGCCAAACCCCAACCCCUAAAUCCCGAACCAGCAGCAAGGAUAGUAAGUCCGAAGCCCCGUGCACUGCUUUUCUGGCUGGCUGGGCAGAGUUGCAGAACAAAGCGAAAGCGGAGACAGGACCCUUUUGGGAAGAGCGGGGAAGUGAGCGGGGGCGGCCCCCGGCGCCCCCCGGGGCCGGGGCCGGGGCCGGGGCCGCAAGGUCGAGGGAAGACGAGGCGAUCCCACCUCCGAUCCGCUACCCAACUGCCCCGGGCAGCUCGGUACUGGACCUGGAUGCAAAGUACAGUGUGUUACUCUCCAGUGCUGUCCAUGCUUUUCAUCAUGUAUAACGAGCAGGGUUCUCGCCUUUGCUUUUUUGUUUGUUUGUUUGUUAUUUUAUUUUUUCGGUCGGAGUUGCUCUUUUCUUUGAUUGUUUUUUCUUGUAGACCCCCUCCCGCCUCUCAUCCUCUCUUCGCACUUUUCCGAGCUCUGUUUAACCCACCUGAGUCACCUUUUUGGGUUAUGUUCUUUUUGGGGGAAAAAAAAAAAAAAAAAGAUUGUGAACGCUCUCUCACUCCUUUGUUCUGUUUUAUGCAAGCUCUUAUUGUACAAGUUUAGGAACCCCUGUUGUAGCUACCACUAAAGAAUUAUGCACUACUACGAAAGUUUUUGUUCCUUGUUUAUUGAGUUUGGAGGUAAAAUGUAUUUUUCUACAUUCUGGCUUAUUGCUUAGUAAAAUUUAUUUCAUAAAACAAACUUUUGUCAUAAAAGAAUGUGUAGUGUUCACCUGUGGUCCGGUUUCUAACGAGAUAAACCAUUUUCACCUCA
This is a messenger RNA of Phalacrocorax carbo (great cormorant), 3023 nucleotides long. The record is from RefSeq and is a predicted model, not a curated record. NCBI's taxonomy places the organism in Eukaryota, Metazoa, Chordata, Aves, Suliformes, Phalacrocoracidae.